Messenger RNA from Echinops telfairi (small Madagascar hedgehog), 945 nucleotides. Its product is annotated as olfactory receptor 51A4-like. Lineage: Eukaryota; Metazoa; Chordata; Mammalia; Afrosoricida; Tenrecidae. The transcript has a single exon. Gene Ontology annotation, cellular component: membrane. Gene Ontology annotation, biological process: G protein-coupled receptor signaling pathway. The record is from RefSeq and is a predicted model, not a curated record. Bases 4 to 945 code for a protein of 313 amino acids. Gene Ontology annotation, molecular function: olfactory receptor activity; G protein-coupled receptor activity.
GAAAUGUUCAUAUUCAACACCUCUGAGAUAGAAAUCUCUACAUUCUUAUUGAUCGGCUUCCCAGGGUUGGAGUCUUUCCACAUUUGGAUUGCCAUUCCAAUAUGCCUCAUGUACCUGGUUGCCAUCCUGGGAAAUUGCAUCAUUCUGUUUUUCAUAAAGAUGGAGCCUUCUCUUCAUGAACCUAUGUAUUAUUUUCUCUCCAUGUUGGCAAUUUCUGACCUUGGACUUUCUCUCUCCUCUCUUCCUACCAUGCUUAGAAUUUUCUUGUUUAAUGCCCCAGGAAUUUCCCCUGAUGCCUGUAUUGCCCAAGAAUUCUUCAUUCAUGGCUUCUCUGCUAUGGAGUCAUCGGUACUUCUCAUCAUGUCCUUUGACCGCUUUAUUGCCAUCUACAAUCCUUUGAGAUACACCACCAUCCUGACCAGCACCAGAGUCACCAAAAUUGGGUUUGCGUUCUCUCUCAAAAAUGUCUUGUUAAUCCUCCCUUUCCCUUUCACUCUAAAACACCUGAGAUACUGUAACAAGAAUCUCCUGUCCCAUUCUUACUGCCUCCAUCAAGACGUCAUGAAGCUGGCCUGCUCUGACAAUAAGAUCAAUGUCAUUUAUGGUUUAUUUGUUGCUUUUACAGGAAUUAUCGAUUUGAUGUUUAUUUUCAUGUCCUACCUGCUUAUUCUAAAAACAGUGCUGACCAUUGCCUCCCAGCAGGAAAGACUCAAGGUCCUAAAUACUUGUGUUUCCCACAUCUGUGCCGUGCUCAUUUUCUAUGUGCCCAUUCUUUCGCUCGCUGUUAUCUAUCGGUUUGCCAAACACAGUUCCCCAAUCAUUAGGAUACUUAUGGCUGACAUUUUUCUCCUGGUGCCCCCAUUGAUGAACCCCAUUGUAUAUUGUGUGAAGAGCCAGCAGAUAAGAAAUUUGGUCUUAGGGAAACUGUGUCAAAAGCAAAGUUGA